Punica granatum (pomegranate) is the source of this 3573-nucleotide messenger RNA. NCBI's taxonomy places the organism in Eukaryota, Viridiplantae, Streptophyta, Magnoliopsida, Myrtales, Lythraceae. The record is from RefSeq and is a predicted model, not a curated record.
CUUGACAAGAAAAAGUUGAAGAGGCAAAAGAAAGAGCUACCAUGCCCUUUUAGCCAAAAAGGCGGCCAUUUCUAAAAGUGUGUUGUUAGAAAUAUUAAAUCAUGUUUUAGUCGAUUAACGAUGCUUGCUUCAUUACGUGAUGCUUAGUCAAGCCCAUGUUAAGCAGCACUAUAUAAGUUUCAGCUCAUUAAGCUUCUGUCAUCUCUCUCUCUCUCUCUUUCUCUCUCUUGUUCCUUAAGCGUCCAUCUCGUCUUCACUCAUUUCAUUCUUCCAUGGAACUUGAAUUCCCAAAGGACAUAUGCAGAUUCGAUCCAAUAUAGUAUCUGAUACUGAAGAGUGAAGGUAUCGUAUUCGUAUCAAGGAUCAUAUGUCAUGAAAUGAAUAUGACUCCAAUGAUUCGUUUGAUUCUGGCUUUCAUCACAACUGCUGCUCUUCUCUCGGUUUCUGUUGGAGAUGAUGCAACAGAAUCCUACUGGCUCCAGAGGAUUAAGUCGGAACUAUCCGAUCCUUCGGGAUUUCUACAGAACUGGUCACCAGAGUUUCCAACCUGCAGCUGGAAUGGACUUACAUGUUCAUUCGAUGGGGCCCACAUGGUCGGAGUGAACCUCUCCGGUUCAGGAGUCUCGGGUUCGAUCUCGCCUGAUUUCUCCCGCCUUGGUUCCCUUGAAAUGCUGGACUUGUCAUCGAAUGCACUCACUGGGCCCAUCCCUCCCGCCCUCGGGAGUCUCCAGAAUCUCAAGUCCUUGCUCCUCCACUCCAACUCUCUCUCUGGUGAGAUUCCAAAGGAGAUAGGCCUCUUGAAGAACCUUCAGGUGCUUCGAAUAGGUAACAACCUGUUAACCGGUGGAAUUACACCGGAAAUUGGGAAGUUGGCGGAGUUGAGAGUUCUGGGUCUUGCCUACUGCCAGUUCAGUGGGAGUAUUCCCACUGAUAUUGGUAGCUUGGAGAAGCUGACUUCGCUCGACUUACAGAGCAACAGCCUCAGCGGUGGAAUUCCUGAUGAGAUUGGAGGCCUCGAAGCUCUUCAGAACUUUGCAGCUUCGAACAACUUGCUCGAGGGCAGCAUUCCUUCUUCACUGGGACUCCUCGAAUCUCUGCAAAUCCUGAACUUGGCAAAUAACAGCCUGUCCGGGCACAUUCCCGUCGAGCUGGGUCACCUCUCCAAUUUGCAGUACUUAAAUCUCCUUGGUAACGGACUUUCAGGUGAAAUCCCAUCAGAGCUGAACCAGUUGGGUCAGCUUCAGAAGCUCGACUUAUCGAAGAACAACCUCUCAGGACCGGUAAACUUCCUAGGCAGCCGGUUAAAGAACCUUGAAGUUCUGGUCCUGUACGAUAAUGUUCUGACUGGUGGAAUACCAGACAAUUUCUGUCCAGUAGGUUCAAGCUUAAAGCUCCUCUUCCUAGCCCGUAACAAACUCUCAGGGACAUUUCCUGCAGAGUUGCUGAAGUGUUCCUCGCUUCAACAGCUCGAUAUUUCUGAUAACAGCUUUGAGGGUGCCUUACCAGCGAGUAUCGAUCAGCUGGAGAACCUGACUGAUCUCUUGCUCAAUAAUAACAGCUUUACCGGGACAAUUCCUCCGGAAAUCGGGAACCUCAGCAGCCUGGACAAUCUCUACCUAUUCGAUAACAGGUUGACAGGAGGAAUCCCGAGGGAGCUCGGAAAGCUACGUAAGCUGAGCAGCCUCUAUCUUUAUGAUAAUCAGAUGUCGGGAAAUAUCCCAAGGGAGCUCACCAACUGCACGAGCCUAACAGCAGUUGAUUUUUUUGGGAACCACUUCAGCGGGUCCAUCCCCGCCAUGAUAGGGGACCUCAAAAGCCUUGUCGUGCUUCAACUGAGGCAGAAUGAUCUAUCGGGCCAGGUACCCCCGAGCCUGGGUUAUUGUGAGAGCCUCAGGCUGUUGGCUUUGGCUGAUAACAAGCUUUCUGGUACACUGCCUCCCACAUUCAGAUUCCUUUCCAAGCUCAGCACCAUCACACUCUAUAACAAUUCCUUCGAGGGCCCACUACCUGAGUCUCUCUCCCUUCUGAAGAAUCUCCGGAUCAUAAACUUCUCCCACAACAAGUUCAGUGGAUCGAUACGGCCUCUGUUGGGGACGAGCUCAUUGACUGCUCUGGACUUGACGAAUAACAGCUUCUCAGGCCCCAUUCCUGCCGAGCUGUCCACAUCAAUAAACUUAAGUCGCCUCCGCCUCGCACACAAUCGACUCUCAGGUGAAAUUCCUCCACAGUUGGGUCAGCUCUGGAAACUCAACUUCCUUGAUUUAUCGUUCAACAAGCUCUCUGGAGAAAUCCCACCUCAGCUCUCAAACUGCACAGAGGUCGAGCAUCUCCUGCUAGGUAACAACAGGUUCACGGGAAUGAUUCCUCCUUGGCUCGGUGGUCUAGGUGAACUCGGGGAGCUGGACCUCUCGUCCAACAGCUUCCACGGAAUCAUACCAAAGGAGAUAGGAAGGUGCUCAAAGCUCCUAAAGCUCUCCCUUCACAGCAAUAGCCUAUCGGCGAAGAUCCCAACGGAGAUCGGAGACCUGGGCUCUCUCAACGUCCUCAACCUGCAGAGGAACAACCUCUCUGGCUCCAUCCCUACGACGAUCCAACAGUGCAGGAAACUCUUCGAGCUGAGGCUCUCAGAGAACCUCCUGACAGGCCCGAUUCCACCAGAGCUGGGGAGGUUGAGUGAGCUCCAAGUAAUCCUGGACCUGAGCAAGAACUCCUUCUCUGGUGAAAUUCCGUCAUCUCUAGGAAACCUGAUGAAGCUAGAGAGGCUAAACCUGUCCUCCAAUCAGCUCUCAGGACAAGUCCCGGCUUCUCUAGGCAAACUCACAAGCCUCCAUGUGCUGAACCUCUCGGAGAACAAUCUCCAGGGACAGCUUCCUAGAACCUUCUCCGGGUUCCCCAGUAGCUCCUUCUUAGGAAAUGAGAGGCUGUGCGGUCCUCCGCUCAGAUCAUGUCCCUCAUCCCAGAGCCCGAAGAGAGUGCUCUCGAACAGGGAAGUUGCAGGGAUCAUAGUCGGGAUCGUCUUCACUUCCACAAUCAUUUGCUUCAUCCUGCUCUACAUCAUGCUCAGGAUCUGGUCUAACUGGAGGAGAGUCUCCAUUUCAAGCUCUGAAAAGGGAAGCGGAGGAGCUGAGCAUAAGAUCAGGGAAGAGGUCUGGGCCAUUGGAGACGAUGAGAUAUGCGAGAAGAAGAGGAGAAAUGGCGAGUAUUGGACGGUCAACUCGAUCCCGGUUCCUUCCAAAGACAAGAAGAACUCAUCCAAUAAUCCCACCUGCAUUUUCCAACUCAAAGUCGAUCCGCAGAGCUUAGACAGUACUUUGGUUUAGUGUACCUUUUGUUAAUCUUGUCUUUCUUAGUUUGGGGGGUAUUUUCUUUCUUGAUUCUCUGUCUUAAAGGAAGUACAAACUAGGAAAAACUCAUCCAUUCAAUCUGUAAAAGGUGUCAGUUCUUCGGGCGAGAUCCUCCCCGGUUUUGCUGGACAGUUCAGUUCAGUUCAGCAACUUCACUUCAUCUGCACUGCAGAGAGCAGCAGAUUAUAAGAUUUCACUGAGAUGUAAUGGAAACAUUACAAUACAUACA